Messenger RNA from Trematosphaeria pertusa, 1221 nucleotides. Its product is annotated as Bicupin, oxalate decarboxylase/oxidase. Bases 1 to 1221 code for a protein of 406 amino acids. NCBI's taxonomy places the organism in Eukaryota, Fungi, Ascomycota, Dothideomycetes, Pleosporales, Trematosphaeriaceae. Gene Ontology annotation, biological process: oxalate metabolic process. The transcript is spliced from 6 exons. The record is from RefSeq and is a predicted model, not a curated record.
AUGAAGCUGCAUACUCUCGUCGCGCUUCUUUUCGUGUUUUCCACUUCGGCGGCAGUAUUAAAACGAGAGGCGCGGUUCGACGAUGGGCAGCCGAUUGAUGCCGAUGGGAAGGGCGCUCCAAUCCUAGGCGGCACCAAUCAUCAGGUGGAUCUCGCGAACCCGUCCAACCUAGGAGAACAAGGUACCGACGGUGGAACUGUGCCCAACCUCAAGUGGCGGUUUUCCGACUCGAAAACGAAGCUUUUCAACGGCGGCUGGGUAAGGGAACAGGUUAUCCAGGAUCUGCCACAAAGCCAUGAUAUCGCGGCCGCCCAGCAACACUUGAAGAAGGGUGCCAUCCGUGAGCUCCACUGGCAUAGAGUGGCUGAAUGGGGCUUCGUGUACGCUGGCCGGGUGCUCAUCUCCGCUGUCGACGAGAACGGCCAGUACCAGGUCGAAGAGCUGGGGUAUGGCGAUAUCUGGUACUUCCCAAAGGGGGUAGCGCAUACCGUGCAGGGACUCGACCCGGAAAAUGAGUUCCUCCUGGUGUUUGAUGAUGGCGACUUCGACAAAGUCGGGACGACUUUCAACCUGGAUGACUGGGUAGCGAGAACCCCCAAAUCAGUUUUGGCGAAGAACUUCGGAGUGCCAGAGUCCGUUUUUGACAAGGUCCCGGAGAAGAACCCUUACAUCCUGAACAGCACCACCAGCACGCGGAACGUUACUGGCGGCAAUGGUGCGCUGACCGGAAACAGCUCAUACGUCUAUCAUACGUUCCAGCAUGACUCAGAGCCAGUAGGAGGUGGCGGAGGCCUCUUUUACAAGAUCGAUUCGACCAACUUCCCCAUUUCGAAGACGAUUGCGGCGACGUUUGUGGUGCUUGAGCCGAAGGGGUUGAGAGAGUUGCACUGGCAUCCGACAGCUGAAGAAUGGCUCUACUUCCAUGAAGGCGAAGCCCGCGCCACGGUUUUCAUCGGCCAAGGGAACUCCCGCACGUUUGACUUCUCCGCCGGCGACACUGCGGUCUUCCCCGAUAAUAGCGGCCAUUACAUCGAGAACACCUCGGAAACGCAGAACCUUACAUGGAUCGAGAUCUACAAGAGCGAUCGCGUGGCCGACAUACCUCUUACGCAAUGGCUCGCGCUCACCCCGAGCGACAUCGUGGCGGCUGUUCUGAAGAUUCCGCUUGAAGUAGUUGAGGACCUGAAGAAGGAGAAGCAGGUGCUGAUCAGGGGUGAUUGA